AUGGCGAUGAGGUGGGUGGCGGCCCCAUACCUUUUCUUUGCCCUGAUACUGCUACUGGCCUUGUCUUACCCACAAGGCGCAGCCAGCCAGGCAGCGGUUACCGACACUCACGUGAAGUUGUGGCUUAUGAGGAAAAUGAACCAGUCCAGUUUGAAAGACACGCCUCUCGCAUUUUACAGCGGCAUGAAUGCCUCGCUGUGGGCGCGCAAUUGCACUGUUGCGGAGGGUGUUCGUGUGGAGGUUGUUGAAAAGGAGGAGGUGCAAGAGGACAAUAUCGCCGCCUUGGAAGAAGAAAUAAGGAAGGAAGAGAAUGUUUUGGCACUGGUCGGCAUGCAAAGCCAGGGAUUUCUCCAGCUUGUGCUUCCGCUGUUGAAGAAAUAUGACCUUGUCUCGUUUGCCCCGUUCACUGGGUCGAGUUUUUUGAGUGGGUGGAACCCUAACCUGUAUUUAGUGCGUGCUGAACCUGCGGCCGAGCUGCUGGCACUCCUCCGCUACGCCUUGGCCAACUUGCAUGUGCUUCGGCUGGGCUUCAUGUACCUGCAGGGCGUUUACUUUGGUGACAGGGAGUAUGCGCAGGCACAACGCGCGAUGUCGGAGAGGAACCAUACGUUCAGCGGUGUGUUCAGUGUGGAGAGCUCUGUGACUGGUGGUGCGAGGAAGGAAGUGUUUGACGCUGCGUGGGAGGCGUUUGCUGAGACUCGGCCGCAGGCCGUGAUUGUGUUUGCACCGCCGAUAAAUGACACCGCGAAAUUUGUUGGGAGGAUGCUGACGGACAGGCGCACUGCUGGCGCGUACCUGCUUGCUCCCUUGUUGCUGCAGGACCUUUUUUUGAGUUUGUGGCGUGCUGCUGUGGCUGGCGGUGUUGAGUUUGUGCCUGGGCAGGUGAUCACGACGGGGACGAACCCGCUGGCGAAGGACACACAGUACGAGGCCAUCCAGCGCUUCCAGAAGGUGAUGCAGGACUACCUGAUGCACAGUGGGCAAAAAGACUAUGCCGACAAUGACCAUUUUCUGAAGGAUGACGGCGACGGUGAGAUGAUGGUUGCUGGGUGGAUUGCUGGCGAGGUGCUCUCACAGGCGCUGAGCAGUCGUGAGUGGGUGAAGGACCGCAAGUCGUUCUUGGCGUCUCUGUACAACCAACGCCGGUAUGUGGUUGACGACAUUGUGAUUGGCGACU
This is a messenger RNA of Trypanosoma cruzi, 1177 nucleotides long. RefSeq names its product receptor-type adenlyate cyclase, putative. The record is from RefSeq and is a predicted model, not a curated record. NCBI's taxonomy places the organism in Eukaryota, Euglenozoa, Kinetoplastea, Trypanosomatida, Trypanosomatidae. The transcript has a single exon. The annotation marks the transcript as partial.